This is a messenger RNA of Stegastes partitus (bicolor damselfish), 2078 nucleotides long. It is a transcript of the gene klf2b, whose product is annotated as Kruppel like factor 2b. Gene Ontology annotation, molecular function: RNA polymerase II cis-regulatory region sequence-specific DNA binding; DNA-binding transcription factor activity, RNA polymerase II-specific. Gene Ontology annotation, biological process: regulation of transcription by RNA polymerase II. The transcript is spliced from 3 exons. Lineage: Eukaryota; Metazoa; Chordata; Actinopteri; Pomacentridae. The coding region runs from base 277 to 1431 and encodes 384 amino acids. The record is from RefSeq and is a predicted model, not a curated record.
UCUCUCAUACGCUGACUUCUAGCCGGUCGCCCGGAGUAGCGCUUUAUAAAGAGCUAAAUUUACCGAACUUUACGUUGUUUCCUGAGCUCUCACAAUUGGCCAGACGCACUCGGCUUAGAGAGUUAUAAGGUUUGGAGGACCUCCUACCACUUUUAAAUUUGUUCAUGUGUUUGGACCUCAGCUGUGGAGAGGCGACAGUGAAAUAGGCGCACAGACUCCGGCGCGGCUGCCGCUCGACACACUUUGACAAGAGAUAGAUCAUUAUUUCACCGAACGAUGGCCUUAUCCACGCUACCGUCAUUUUCGACAUUCACAAACCAAAGAGAAAAAAACUGGGAAAACAGGUGGAAAGGAGAGAUGGACAAACUCGUCUCUACCAGCUGCUCCAUGCUUGAAAUGGUACACAACUUGGACAAUCACGGCAGAAAGGACGACGAGGAUCUGAGUAAUUAUUUGGAUCUGGAUUUUAUUCUCGCCAACACAACUGGAUCCGACAGCACGGUGGACUAUGUGGGAACAACAGACCCCAACAUGUACUCAGCUGGAAACUCCGUGCCAUCCUACCCAGCAGACGACCACCGCUCCCCGCCACCCCCGUACGGCGCCAGUCUCAUGACAGAGCUGCUCCGCGCAGAGGGAACCAGCAACUAUGGCAUUACGCGCAACCCCAGCGUUCAGGGGAGAUUUUAUGUCAACACGGCGCAUUUUCCUCGCCCGGACAACAUCAAAGUGGAGCCACCAAUGGACAGCUACGGCCCCGUUUUGGGCAUGGUGCCCCAGAGCUGCAGCAAAAUCAAGCAAGAAGGCAACGUUUCGUGCAUGAUGUCGUUUGAGCAGCCACGGGUGGCCAUCUCUCCCCGGGCAGCCAGCAACAUGACCCCACCUCUAAGUCCCGAUGACCAGGGAGUUUCGGACUGCCAGACACAGCUGUGCCAGCCGAUGAACUUUCCUCAGAAAUAUCACACACCAGCGGCUUUCCAGCACCACCCUCAGGCUCCCCACAUGCAGAUGCCGUACCACGCUCCGCACACUGGCUUUGGCUUGUAUGAUGAAGGUCUCAACCUGCAGCCCGGCGCGCAGAGGGUGAUGCUGACACCACCCUCAUCUCCCCUUGAGCUGUUGGAGUCCAAACCCAAAAGAGGUCGGCGCACGUGGCCACGGAAGCGCACAGCGACGCACACCUGCACCUUCGCUGGCUGCGGAAAAACUUACACCAAGAGCUCCCACCUGAAGGCACAUCUCCGAACUCACACCGGUGAGAAGCCGUACCACUGCAGCUGGGAAGGCUGUGGGUGGAAAUUCGCCCGCUCAGACGAGCUGACCCGUCAUUUCCGCAAGCACACCGGACACAGGCCCUUCCAGUGCCACUUGUGUGAGCGCGCCUUCUCCAGGUCUGACCACCUGGCGCUUCACAUGAAGAGACACAUGUGAAGGAGCCCACAUAAGGACUUGGGGUUGAGAGGGAUGAUGGGUUAUUUUUAUUGUGAUUCAACUGUAUUUUUAUUUAAAAUGUUCUCAUCAUGACCAAAGUCUUUUUAUAUAAUAUUGAAUUUAAAAAGUUUUAGUGUUAUUAUUUUCUAAUAACGUAGCUGGUACUACUUUGGUUCUAUAAAGCUUUAGAAAAGCUUUGCUUUCGAGCAGGAAGACCAAGAAGGGGCUGGCCCUGUAUAUACUACUCUUCUUUGACAGAACUGGAAUGCUGUGUUUGACACAAAAGUGCCUUUCUAUGACUCUGCUACUGUAAAACUCUGUGACAGAACGACAUGGCCACACAUUUGUACAUGUUCUUGGUGACAGGAGUAAAAUGCACAUACAGUUGCCAAACAUGUGCAAAGACAAUGUUUUAUUUAAACUGCCUCAAUGUCUGAAUGGCCUUUACUGUUUUAUUUUUUAUGCUUUUUUUCCGAUUUGGAACUGUUGUCUUCUUGGUGUGAAACUCUCGGAUCCAGCCCCUCUGUACACUAUCAGGGCUUGAUGUCCUGUGCAUUAUUUUUUACUUAAAUUUAUAUAAAUAAGUACAUGGAUUUUAUACUGUAAAAUGUGUAUUUAUUGUAAAUAUUAAAAAGAACAGAACUGAA